Molecule: messenger RNA, 1149 nt
Organism: Ruditapes philippinarum (Manila clam)
Lineage: Eukaryota; Metazoa; Mollusca; Bivalvia; Venerida; Veneridae
Exons: 3
Coding region: 1-1149 (382 amino acids)
Biological process (GO): DNA integration
Molecular function (GO): nucleic acid binding
Source: RefSeq, a predicted model, not a curated record
AUGACAUGUCAUAAUUGUGGAAAGUUUAACCAUUUUGCCUGUGUAUGCAGAUCAAAAAGCAGGAAUGUACAUAACGUUAGUUCAGCAAAUGGAUUUAAACAAAGUGAUUCGGAUGCAGAGGAAAAUACAGAAUUUUGCAUAGACACGAGACGAACUCUCUGUAGCAGACGACCUUAUAUUGGUCAAACAAUCGUUAUUCCCGCCUACGCAAGACAGCAAUUGAUAGAGUCAGUUCAUCAAGGUCAUAUGGGUGUGGAAAAAACUAUACGACGAGCUAGGGACGCUUUGUUUUGGCCUGGCAUGGCAAAACAAAUCACUAGUUAUAUUUAUCAAUGUGCUGUAUGUCAAAAGCACAGAUAUUCAAAUGCAAAAGAGCCUUUGAUAUCACAUGACGUACCAGACAGACCAUGGCAAAACAUUGCCGCUGACUUGUUCUCAUUUGACAACAAGGACUAUCUGGUCACCGUAGACUAUUACAGUCGAUACUUUGAAGUAGAUGCUCUCCCAAAUACUCAAAGUACAACUGUAAUUAGAAAACUUAAAGUCCAUAUGGCCAGAUACGGCAUAUGUGACAAACUAAUGACAGACAACGGCCCGCAAUUCUCUGCAGAAAAUUUCGCAGAUUUUGCGAGAGAAUGGGGUUUUUCACAUGUUACAUCAAGCCCCUUACAUCCAAUCAGCAAUGGUCUCGCUGAAAAAACAGUGUCCAUUGUUAAAAGGUUAUUCAAAAAAGCCCAGGAAAGCCAGAAAGAUCCAUAUUUGGCUAUUCUAGAAUAUAGAAAUACACCCCUUGAAGUUAAAAAUCACUGGGAACCAGCAAGAGUUAUAGAAAUACACGAUGACCGCUCCUAUUCAGUGCAAACUAAAACAGGUGGUAUUUACCGCAGAAACAGGGUCAAGCUGAACAAAACAAAGGAAAACUUUCCAGAAAUUCAAGAAUUCUCACCUAGAAUCCUGGAAGAAUCACCUCCCAAUAACCCCUUAUUGAACCCCACUGUCAGUAACUUUCCAGAAUCACAUAAUUCUGACCACGCUAUAACCUCUGAGUGCAAUGAUAAGCCCCGCCAAAAUAACCCUUAUGUCACACGUUCAGGCAGGGAAGUAAAACAGAACAAAAGAUACUUUGAUGAAAAAUGGAGUAACAAAUGA